AUGGAACUAACCCUCCAGAUCAUCAUUUUGAUUCUCGAACGCACUCGCACUAUCAAAUAUUUAACAGUGCUGGGUAUGGUGCUUCUGGGCUACGAUUAUCUUCUGACCCUCGACCGCGAACUCUCCCUAAUAUGGCUGUCGCAGUGGAAUCUUGCCAAAGUCUUGUUCCUUUUGGUAAGGUACACGCCCUACAUCGAUGUAGGCCUGGUGGCAUACUAUAUGACGCGCGAUGGAACGUCUUCCGCGGCUUGUAGCCUUGUGUAUAAAUUUAACUCUUGGGUGUAUGUCGUUGGCGUCGGUCUGGCCGAGAUACUUUUGACUUUGAGAACAUGGGCAUGCUGGGGGUCGAGGGCUCGAUGGGUCACAAUUGGUCUGCCCAUCGCUUUUUUUGCUUUGACGGUCAUCCUAUGUGUCUCCGUCGGCCGUUACCUUGCUACAUUACAUUUCUUUACACCUCCGCAUACGACACCUUCUCUGGGAUGUUUCUAUCAAGGGGAGAGUUUCGAUUUGGUCAUAUGCUGGGCUGCCUUGAUGGUCUACGAUGCAUGCUUAUCGCUACUAAUGGCCAUCCGAGGCUAUCCUGAACUCAAAAAUUGGAGGCGCAAUAUGAGGAGCAAUUCCUUGUCAACAGUAGUCUACCGAGAUGGACUCAUAUACUAUGUGUUUCUUUUUGGUCGGUGCUGCUUGUUCAGUCGGGUCCGAUGUUGUUUAAUCUUGGAUUGUCACAUAGGCUUGUCUCUCAUUAAUGUUGUCGUCAUCCUUUGUCUAUCGUAUGACUAUGUGAAUUUGUUGUCAACGUUUGAGCGUGUCAUGUAUUCCAUCUUGACAUGUCGUGCCGUUUUGGGUAUACGAGAACAAAACGAGUCCACUCUGAGAAGCCUAGGUAGCAUACCGCCCUCCAGAUAA
This is a messenger RNA of Laccaria bicolor S238N-H82, 906 nucleotides long. RefSeq lists its product as uncharacterized. The record is from RefSeq and is a predicted model, not a curated record. NCBI's taxonomy places the organism in Eukaryota, Fungi, Basidiomycota, Agaricomycetes, Agaricales, Hydnangiaceae. The coding region runs from base 1 to 906 and encodes 301 amino acids. The transcript has 13 exons.